This is a messenger RNA of Lingula anatina, 1352 nucleotides long. RefSeq lists its product as uncharacterized. The record is from RefSeq and is a predicted model, not a curated record. NCBI's taxonomy places the organism in Eukaryota, Metazoa, Brachiopoda, Lingulata, Lingulida, Lingulidae.
UGCAUGCACCAGUUCGGUGAUUUCUUACAUAAGUUUUCUACAAAGCAUAUAUGCCACUCCUGUAGCGUAUCUAUACUCAAGCCAGAAACACGCCAUUCAACCGUGGACUGUAACACUGACACAGCUAUAAAAUGACUGCUGACACGUGUUUCGUUUAAGCCUGGGGGUUUCAGCCAGCGUUUGAACGCACCUGUGACUACUCUCCUCAAAUUCCGACAGACUGUUGUUAAAAUGGAUUUUCCUCAACCGAACCUUAACGAAAACAUAACCAAGGGCAGAUUUAAGGGACACGUGGCAGUGGUGACUGGCGGAGCGUCUGGUAUUGGGAAGGAGUGCGUCAGGCGAUUUGCCAACGACGGGGCCUCAGUGGCAUUCUUGGACAUCAACAAAGACGGAGGUCGGAAGUACGAGGCAGAGGCACAGAGUGAGGGACAUGACGUCACGUUUUUUAACGUUGACGUCUGUGAUAGAGAGCUGUGCUUUGCGACACUUGAUACCAUAGCGCAACGGCAUGGCGGCAGCAUUAACUACCUUGUGAACUGUGCUGCCUGUUUUAUUUACAAAGGUCUAGAAGCCGUGAAGGACGAUUGGGAAAGGGUACUGGCAGUUAACGUAGAGGGGUAUGCUAAUAUGGUGCAGGCUUGUCAUCCUCACAUGAAGAAAGCGCCUGCCGGUGACAGGUGCGUCGUCAACAUAGCAAGUGGCAGCGCAUUCGUGACUCAACCUAACAACUGGACCUACCAGUCCUCUAAAGGGGCAGAGGUUGAGAUGUCCAAAUCUAUGGCCCUCAGUCUGGCCAGGUAUGGUAUACGAGUUGUCUCUGUGUCACCUGGAACGAUUUGGACCUCAUUGGUCGCAAAAAUUGUCGACCACGAUAAAGAACUUGCCCAGUCCAUCUGGGGAAAGUCGCCUAUGCUAACUCGGUGUGGAGAGAGUGCCGAGGUAGCGGCCGUAGUCGCGUUUCUCUGCAGCAGGGACGCAGGGUUUAUCACGGGGACAGACGUCAAGGUGGACGGUGGGUAUACGGCUAUUGGACCAGAGGGACACUCGGACGCUGUUGGGCGGAAACAGACACUCCAUUCCAAGAGCAAAUGUUGAUUCGAGGACACGUCACUGAUGUCACGACACGUGCCAAUUAAUAGCUACAAUUUUGAUGGUAUUCACGACUGCUGCAUCAUUGUCAAAUGCAUUGGGAGUUUGCGCGGUUAGACAGUACAGCUUUGAAAUAAGAACGCAUGUACACGUGCUUGUUUUGAUAAGGACGCGUAUAGCUGAAAUAGCUAUUAAAAUAGCUUCGAUUUUGAUGGAAUUAAUCACCCCAUUUCCAUAGAUUAGAUCGACCAACUUUAGAU